Messenger RNA from Synchiropus splendidus (mandarinfish), 12155 nucleotides. RefSeq names its product potassium voltage-gated channel, shaker-related subfamily, member 4 (gene kcna4). The record is from RefSeq and is a predicted model, not a curated record. The transcript has 3 exons. Lineage: Eukaryota; Metazoa; Chordata; Actinopteri; Syngnathiformes; Callionymidae. Gene Ontology annotation, biological process: protein homooligomerization; potassium ion transmembrane transport. Gene Ontology annotation, cellular component: membrane; voltage-gated potassium channel complex. The coding region runs from base 827 to 2854 and encodes 675 amino acids. Gene Ontology annotation, molecular function: protein binding; potassium ion binding; delayed rectifier potassium channel activity.
GGCAGCAGACAGCCAGAUGUGUGAUGCUCGCACUUCAGCAGAGGGCCGAUGUCAUCAUAAACUUUUAGCCACCCUCGCUCCCGCGCAGCUGCCGCUGAGCCUCCCUCCUCAUAUACAGAUUUUUUUUUUCAUUGCUUUAAUCGUCGCCGGAGAAGACACCGCAGAUCCGGGGGCUGAAGUCACAACAAAUCCUGUUGAAUUGAGACAAGACGUCGAGACGCAGCUGUGGAAAGUGUCAAGCUGAGAGUGCGUCAGAGCUGGGAUGUUGGUGGAUGAGCGGGUCGCGCGACUGGAUCUCUGUUAUCAGCCCUAAAUAUUGAGGUAACAAAUUUGGGGGACGGCGGGCUGCUGCAACCUCACCUUGCCUUUCUCACCGCCAUCCUCUAGGCUUGUUCAUUGUGGAUCAUUUCAAAGCUCCAGCGGAAUAUUCCGAUUCGGCCAAUGUUUUUUAAACAUCAUCAUUUAAGAUGGCAACCAGGAGUGACCGCGGAGGAACCAGCAGGGCAUUUGGGCCGUGCAUGUCCUGGAUACAGAGACGCUGACCACCUGAUGAGAGCGUUCUGGGCUUGUUGACUCGGUGAUUUAUUAUGGUGAGCCGCAACUUUGCCACGCCGCUUCUGCGUAACCACGGGCUGGAUGUUUCAGUUAUGUCAUAAAUCGCGCGGUGAUGGGAUCGCCGAUCAUGUAAGGAUCCAGAACCGGGCCAUCGCAAUGGACCUGCUUGAGGUGCGUGACGUUCCCACGUGAGCAGCUGAUGCCUCUUGUUGCGACCGUGGAGCUGCAACUUUGAUCGUCUGGCUGAGCAGAACCGCGUACAGACUUUCAGAUGGAGUUUGCCAUGGUGGGAGCGGACGGGUGCAACAGCCACCUGCCGUAUGGUUACGCACAAGCCCGCGCCCGGGAGAGGGAGCGGGAGCGGGAGCGCCAGUCUCGUGCGGUGGCGGCGGAGAGCGCAGAGGGAGGCGUCGUCGGAGGCUCGUCCACCUCUUCAUCCAGCCUUAACAGCCGGCAGCAUCAGCCUCGAACCGCCUCCUCCUCCUCCUCCGGCGCCAACAUCAGCAGCGGCACCGCUUGGCGCCCCACCUCCUCUUCCUCCUCCUCCUCCGCCUCCUCCGCUUCCUCACAGCCGCCACUGGAGCCGGAGCAGCAGCACAGACUCCUCAGAGAGCGGAGGAAGCAGCGCGGCGUCGGGCGCUGGAGACGCAGCAGCAGGUCGACCCUCGGCGGGGAGCUGCGCCACUCGGAGCUGGCUCUGCUCGGAUCUGAGGAGGACAUCAUGAUAGAGGAAGAGGAGGAGGCGGAGGGGGGCGACGAAGAGGAGGAGGAGGAGGAGGAGGAGGAGGAAGACGAGCAGAGUAAAAGGUCUAGCUUUUUGUGCACCAUGGAUGAUGGGGAGGAGACGGCGUCCAUCACGGACCGGCGGCCGCGCUCCGGCUACGAGAACGUCUACAGCGAGUGCGGCUGCUGCGAGAGAGUGGUCAUCAACGUGUCCGGACUGAAGUUUGAAACUCAACUCAAAACUCUCACGCAGUUCCCGGACACUCUGCUGGGAGACCCGGAUAAGAGAAUCAGGUACUUUGACCCGCUGCGGAACGAAUACUUCUUCGAUCGGAACCGGCCCAGCUUUGACGCCAUUCUUUACUACUACCAGUCCGGCGGGCGCUUGAAAAGACCCGUCAACGUCCCGUUUGACAUCUUCUCCGAGGAGGUCAAGUUUUAUGAGCUCGGGGAGGAGGCCAUUCUGAAGUUCAGAGAGGAUGAGGGCUUCGUGAAGGAGGAGGAGAAAGCGCUACCUGAAGACGAGUUCAAGCGACAAAUCUGGCUGCUCUUCGAGUACCCAGAGAGCUCCAGUCCCGCCAGGGGCAUCGCCGUGGUCUCGGUCCUGGUGAUAGUCAUCUCCAUUGUGAUCUUCUGUCUGGAGACGCUGCCGGAGUUCAGGGAUGAGAAGGAAUAUCUCCAGCCGAGGCACAACUCCUCGCUGCCCGACCACGGGUUCACCCCCUUCAACGACCCCUUCUUCAUCGUAGAGACGGUCUGCAUCAUCUGGUUCUCCUUUGAGAUCAUAGUCCGCUUCUUUGCGAGUCCCAGUAAGACUGCUUUCUUCAAAAAUAUCAUGAACACAAUAGACAUCGUCUCCAUCUUGCCUUACUUCAUCACUCUUGGCACGGACCUGGCGCAGCACCAAGGCAACGGUCAGCAGGCCAUGAGCUUCGCCAUCCUCAGAAUAAUCCGCCUGGUUAGAGUGUUUCGCAUCUUCAAACUGUCUCGACACUCCAAGGGACUGCAGAUCCUGGGGCACACCCUGCGAGCCAGCAUGCGGGAGUUGGCCCUUCUCAUCUUCUUCCUGGUCAUCGGGGUCAUCCUCUUCUCCAGCGCCGUCUAUUUCGCGGAGGCGGACGAACCAUCUUCCCAGUUCACCAGCAUCCCAGACGCGUUUUGGUGGGCCGUGGUCACCAUGACGACGGUGGGAUACGGAGACAUGAAGCCCAUCACAGUCGGGGGGAAGAUAGUGGGCUCUCUCUGCGCCAUUGCGGGUGUGCUGACCAUCGCGCUGCCGGUGCCGGUCAUCGUGUCCAACUUCAACUACUUCUACCACCGAGAGACGGACAACGAAGACCAGGCGCCGGUGGUGGAGAGCAUGCCACCCGGUUGCCCUUAUUUCCCGGACUUUUUAAGGAAAUUUAAAGGCUCUGGCUCCGGGUCGUCGCUCGGUGACAAAGGGGAGUACAUGGAGAUGGAGGAGGGAGUAACGGAAUCUCUGUGUGGGCUUGAUAAAAGUCCCAGUAAAGGAAAUGGCACAGACAUAAGCAGGAGAAACAGUACAAUCUCGAAAUCGAUCCAGACAGACGUGUGAUUUCAAGCUUCUAAAAAGUCCCAAUGUAUUCCAAACAGGUGGUCACCCCUUGAAAACAUGUCAAGCACGAAUCAGAGCCCCCCACACGAAACGUUUUUCUCCCCCAUGUCCCAGUAAGAUCAACCCGAUAACCCCCUUAAACCUAUAUAUUGCAAAAUAUAUCUGACAUUUAUAAACGACAAGUUUUAGAGUUAAUCAGUGGUCACCAGCUUAGAAUCCUUUCUAGUUGAGCUUGGACAAGCGAACAGAGUAAACUUGAACCUCACUUAUUUUCUCAUGAACAAGACAUUUUUUUCCCUUGAAAACAUUGAGAUCUUAAAGUAUAUUAUUAUUUGAGAAGAUUUAUAUCAGAGUGAACAGAUUCAAGAUUAUUCACAAAACAUCAAUUGUUGAAACAAGUACCAUUUAAAAGUAUUUGUCUACGACAAAUAUGGUGAUAUCUUUAUCUGUGGUUUAUAUUUCUGAUGUCAUUCUUCAGGUGGUUCACAGCCUCAUAGAUGAUGGUGGUGACCACUGAUUCAAAUGGUAGAAAAGACAGACGAAGCAUUUGCACUUUAUGAGUUUCAUCUGACAAUAAGAGGAACAAUAAGAGUGGCUGUCAGGCAUUGCAACUGAUGUGUUUGCACUAAUGUAAAUUUAUCUCUCGACUUUUAUUAUCGUAGCAAUGGAGGGUCUCCACACGUUGGCUAUUAAUGAAGUCAUUUGGCCAAUUAAUAAGAUCUAUAGACACUUCCCGUUUGAAGAAGCUGCUAGUGCGAUUGGAUGCCAAUAACGUGAAGUCGGAUUUCUGUUUUUUUUCCUCCCAUAAUGCAGAGCACUUGUCAUACCAUGAACCAGGGCUAGUAUCAUUUCUGUUCCCACCAUGAGAGCUAAAGCACACGAACCAUAUAGUUUAACAUGGCAGGAUGUAUAUCACAGCCCCAUAAACCGACAGGCUCUUACUCUGUUUACUGAUUCCACGUCAAUUUAGCUCAAUAUCCCUUUACAUGGACGGAAACUUAAGCAAAAAUGACUCUGUUAUAGAAACACUUCCUGUCUUGUCCGCUGGACUUGAUGCACAAAAGUUUUUCUUUUUUUUUUUUUUUUUUUUUUCUCAAGAGGACUACAAUCAUCUCCAAGCUCAGAGGUUCAACGGAUUGCAGAAGUCUUCCAAGCUCUGCCAGUUACAGGGACAAGGGGAACCCCACAUCUCUGGGAAUUGCAGAGACCAAGCGAAACAUUGUGACUGAUCAACUCGGGAGGGCGCGCAGCGAAAAGCAACAACGACCGGAUGGAACACGGAAAGCGGAGAAAAGGGUCAGUCAAUAAUUGACGCGGGAGUUGGAGCAUGAGUCCGUCGUGGCCCAGAAUGAUUGCCUUAAUAACACACAUAUACAGAUGUAUUCGUGAUGAGACUUACACCAGAGGAUUUCUUUACAUGUGAAAAUUAAGUGUCUUGUGAGGAACAGAUGUGAAUAUUUUACUAUGAUAGAGAGUAUCGUGAUGUCGACAUAAUGUUUUCGUCGGGUCGGCUUCUUAGGUGUCAGCAGCAGUUUUUAUCUUUUCAUAUCCAACAAGGCUGAUGCUGAAAUCCUCAGUCAGAAAGGGUUUAAAGAGCUGCGAAGGAGCGAUGAUGGAGUGGUUCAGUUGCACCAUUAACCGCCACCAACACUAAAGAUGUCAGGCUCAUUAACGCCAUCGCCGCUGAUAUUUACCACGGACAGAAGCUGAUCCUCCUCAACGCCCCGAAAUUUGUAACAACCUGACACCUUAGGUUACUUCUUCUCAGAUGCAAAGUCGAAGGUGACCAGCUGCUCUGUUAUGUUUGUCACUCACUGUAUGCAAAGUCACAUGGACGUGUGUUCUCUAUUUUUUUAAACCUAGCCUUGAUAAUUACAUAACCAAAGGUGAAACCCUUAACUUAUUGUAUGUUGUGGAAUUCUGGAAACUGUCGUCAUAUAAAUGCACACCGAGUAGACAAGCUGUAUAUAUAUACCAGACGUUUAUACUUGUGUGUCCUACAAUGUAGACUUUUUUUGACUGUUAUGACUGUCAGUCACGAGCGUCGGUGUUUGGUUUGUCCUGGCUUAUACACUCAUUCUCCUCACGUUGUUGUGGAUGCUGCUCUGACAUCUCUCAUUGUCCGCCUUGUUUCUUUCAAGAUGGUUUAUUAAAGACGGAACGUUAGGGCCUGUGUCCAUCCAUCUUUCUUCCGCUUCCUCUACUGCAGGGAAGUUACCAAACCUGAGUUGCAUUUAGAAUCAUAAAUGGAUUAUUCAUGGCCUCUCUAGUGGUCGGUGAUGUCCCGCACAUGGACCUCCAUCAAGGUUUGAAUAGCUUUUUGUCUACAAUGUUGCCAUGUCAACACCUUCUGUGAACACGGGCAAACAUGAAGAUGCAAUAGAGUAUUUGGGUGAGUUAGGAUGCAGUUUCAAACUGUAUUUAAUAAAAUCUAGAAAGCGCAUCAUGGCCACUGCGACUAGUACACAUCCUCCUGUCACAUAUUACUGUCUUAAUAUACACUUAUUGCUUCCCCUUUUCCAAACUCUGUUUUUAAAGUUAUGAAGUUCUGUUGUGCCGCCUGCGGGUGGUAGGAUGCCCUCUGAAGGAAAUAUUCUCAGGUGUGUUUGUGGGAUCACCACGGGUCUUAUUAAUGCUGAGCAAGGCUGUGUCAGGUAGAUUAUUCGGGACAGGUAUAAUGUGAAUGCAUGGCUGCCUUUGUCCGUUUCCUCCUCUCGUAUAAAGAAGGAGCCUGGCAGUGCUAAAGACAUGCCUUACUUAGUUAAGGUGCUACAGAAGCCUGACACACGUACAAUGCAGACUUGCUCGUGAAAACAUGGUGAUGAGAAUCGGCAUUCAUUCGGUCAUUGUAAUGUCAAGUCAAACUCAAUGUCCAUGUCACUUACGUGGCACCGGAGUCAGUGAAACGUGGCAUUAAAAAUGUUCAUUGACCAAACAAUCGAUCACAGUCCAGGUUUAAAUAUCAAGGCCCAAAUACUCUACUGCUUUCUUUUCGGACCUGCAAUGUUUUCAUUCGUCUGUGUCAUGCUGUGCCUCAUUUCAGCUGUGAUGGCACUUAAGAAGCUUGAACUUAAAGUCCUCCAUCUCUGUGUCUUGUCCUCUGCUCCUUUAGAAAUCCCAAAGUGCACAAAGGUUCUCCCCAAAACUGUAUCUGUAAUUACCUCAAGAGUAGUGUCCAUUAGGAUUAAAAAAAAAAAAAAAAGAGGUUUGCUGAAUGUUCCAGUUAUCUUCUUAGAGUCAGGAUACGCCGUAACUACUACGAGAUAGAGACAGUAGUUUGAUAAUUGAUGUCAGUAGUUUGUUUUGUGUGUGUUUUUCUUUGUUCAUUUUGGUGGAAUUGAUGCCAAGGCAGAUUUGAGUUUUAAUUUACUCUUCAUGGGAAAGUGAAAGGACAUUAUAAGGCACAUGCGAUCACUACUGUGGAGAAAUGUGAUUCUGCUUCAAUAGUAUUUGAUUGAAAUGAUUCCAUCUAUUCUAAAAACUAGGUCAUGCAUUCGCUGUUGUCAAUGUGGAAUAUUUCUUCACACAUUAACACAUAUCUAAAUAAUUAAAAAUAUGAAAAUAUAUAUAUAAAUAUGAGGGAAAGAGACAGUUAUUAAUUUGUGUAAACAAUUCAUCAUACAAGUUUGGAGGAUGAAGAUUGACGUGUCUGUAGCGGAGCCUCAUUCAAAGGAGGCGGGGGUCAUUUCUUUAAAGUGAGACUGAUAUUCGUGAUGGUGAUGUGUGUCAUGCAUGGAAUAACAUCUUACAAAUGUGAACUCUUAACAAGCACAGUAUUUUUGGCUAACAGCUACACUUGACUCAAGGUCUUUUCCCAAACAAGAUGUGGGUUGCCCCCAAUAUAGUUGCACCCACCUGAAGUGGCAGCCUCUCGACAGUAUUGUUCCGGUCUCACGGGUCCAACAUGUUAUUUAAGCUGUUACUGAAGGAAAAAUUUAAUUCAUCCAUGUUCGCGAAGAAAGCAAAGCACCUUGUGACCAGAGGAAAGCACAGCAAGUUAAACCAUGACUAGAAAAAAAAAAGACAUUUUCAAGGGAAUGGCAGCCGAUGAGUCUCACACACACACCAACACACUCAGCUAAUGUUUGCAUGAUUGUUGGGGAUCAAUGGCAAAAAAAAAUAAUUUACCAGGUGUUGGUAGGGAAGAUAGUGUUUUUUAAUAACAGAAACUACAAUUGGACGCAACUUAUGACCGAUCUAAAAACAUCCCAAAAGCGAUCAACAUGAACAACAGCUUUGAAUGCACUGUAAUGAUUUAAAACUAGCUCAACUUAAACAUGCCACUGAGGAUGUCGUGUCAUUGUGAUGUGAUGUUUCAGACAAUCUAAAUACACAGCCCAAAACCCAAAUUUUAGCUUUUAAAUCUCGAUGUUACUUCAAACAUUGCAUGAGCAAGAUAGUGUGAAACCAAACAAUAAAAUAUAUAUUACAAAAUACCUUAAUCUUACAGUACUGUCUGAAGCCAAUCAAAUCUGGAAUAAACAGAAAUAUUGAAAGAAACAUGCAGCUUCUCUUCUAUCAUAUAGGUUCUUAACUGAUCUACUGUUGUGCAUGCACUCAAUCUUUCCAAUCUUUUACCACUGGGGUUACGUUAGGAUCCAAAACACACCUUAGACUUUCCGAGUAAAGAGAAAGAGAAAAGUCAGUGGUUGCUUCUAACUUCACCCAUAUGAAAACACGAGCCAUGCUAAAUGCUAACCAAAUAGCACUGCACAACGGAAAGAUUGAGUGCUUGCAAAAGACCAGUGGGAUCUAUCAAUUCCUCUACAGUAAGGUGAGAACAUGUUUCUUCAUGGAAAAUUCCAGUUUCAGGAAUCCAAACUUUUUCUGAUGCAUUGUUGCUAUUGUUUUUGCUUGGUUUGAAUUUUUCAAACGAACAAUUCAAUUCACAAACAAAUUGGCAAUUAAAAUGUGUAAGUUUAUUGUAAAUCAACUUUUAAAAGUUGAGACGAUGAAUCAGGUGGAUGAAGUGGAAACUGAAAAAAAAAUCACACAAAAUGAAUACAAGUCAAGUCAAUGAAUCGGUCAAGUUCAAAUACCCUUUGAAGAGACUCGUGCUCAUGGUUGAUAGAUAAAAUGUUGUUCAGGGCGCUGAACAAUGCUACUCAGACAUUGGUUAGAUGGCAGUUAUGCCAAUGAAAAUGUCACGUUUCAGUUACACACACAGGUCACCUUCAUGCACACGCUUAUAGCAAAAAUGGGCUCCUCUAGUUGUUCCAACUGAAUGGCCGUUUUCCUUGAGUCAUACCUGAUAAACAGUGAUCCCAAAGUCAAAGCACCUGCAGUCACAGGUGUGACCUCGCGCCGUCGAUGCAGCGAUAUGAGGAGAAAGGCUGUGAGUGGCAACAUUUGACAACACCCAGAACAAGGUGAGAGGGAGAGAUUUUUAAUUAUAUCCACCUCUGGGGCUGCGUUUACAAAAUUUCACCCAGAGGAGGAAGACAGUGUGAGGAAUUGCUGAUUGCACUUGGAGGCACGCAGCCAAAAAAUAGAAAGUUUAAUUUAUAAAGGCGCUCUCAGCAUAACGGGAAACUCCAAAUUGAUUUUAGAUCACGAGUUGCUCUCGGGGAGUUCACUUUUUAAGGGAAAAGCUUUUCUUGUUAGAAUGAAAACAGUCAAAAAUCAAGUGAGUCAUGCUGUCGUGACUGAAAAGAUAUUAAAAACAAUAACAGAACCCACCCAGAAGAAGGAAGUGGAAUGCGUGAUAAGAAAUUGUUUUUCAUAUUUUGGCAUUUAUGUUUAGAUUUGAACUGCUUGGCCCUCCUUUUGAUUUAUUGGAACAUGUUUAUGAGGUGAAAACAAACAAACAAACAAACAAAAACAAGGAAGUCAAUUUCUCAGGAAAUGUGAAUCGCUGAAUCUAGAGUCCUCGAUGUUGAAGUAAAGUCAUAGGAUGUUUUAUUUAAAACCUUGACCUUGAGGCUGACAGAUGGAGGUCGGUCAUGAGUGUGAAGCAAUUGUGUGUUGAUGUGUUUAAUAAAAAAAAGGAAUGCUAAAUUCAAGCUGUAUUGUGAUUGGACAAAAGAAAGUUUGAAUUUUUCACACAUGUAUUUAGAACGAAAACAUCUUUCAGUUACCAGCCACCUUUAUGAGUUGCUAGAUAACUGAAACAAAUGGAUCUCAGACAUGAAAAUAUAUAGAAUGUGUGGUUAUUUAGUCAUCGAAAACAUGUUCUGGAAUUGAACGGCUAAUCUUUGUUUGCAUUAUGUUUUGAGUAUGUAGCAAUAUCUGACACUAAAUGCAGUUUUUCAGUUGAUAUGUGACUCACUAUAACUCCAGACCCCUUUAAAAUACUCAACUCAUCGAGUAUAUUGAGUGUUCAAAGGUUGACUGUGUGUGAAGAUAAAGCAAUAUUGUGAAACAGAACUCACAAUUAUUAUAAAGGAUUAAAAAUAUAUAUAUUUAUAUUCUGUUUGAGAGUGCAGAGUGAACCCAAAGUCAAGUCUGGAAACAUCAAGAAUGACCUUGGAAUCGGAUCAAAAUGUGAGGCAGAGAUUGCUAGCGCUGCCGAAAGACGACACAAAUCUAAAGACAUGUCAUGUACUAAAUAUGGUAAAACAAAUAUAAACACCUCAGUUGGGCUUUUCCCUCCAAUUGAACAUUGAAUUAAAGAGAGAACGCAAAUGUGCCAACAAGAAAUGUCCAGUCACACAAUAGCUAAUAUUAAAUCCAACUUCAACACUGCUAUACACACAAAAGUCUUGAGUCGAAAGCUGAACAUAAUACCUCGCAAUAUAAUUAUUGUCACAUUGCUUUUACAUCUACAGUCUACAUCACUGUAAACCUUCUUUUUAAUGACCCAAAUUGACGUGAGCAGAGGUAAGUGAAGACUUUCUCACGAUGUUGGAACUAAGUAACAAAUUGUUUAUAAGAAGAAGCGGUUCUAUCAUAAGCACCAAACAGCCUGAAAACUGAAGUCUGUUUAGAACAGGGUGUUUGUCAGCCACUUGAAUCCCACUUCCAUCUGCUGCUCUGGAGAAUCAUCCUUGAUGUCUCUCAUGUCACUGUUGAACUGUCCAUUUGCCUUUCCACCAACUGCAGAGAUUGAGCUCCUCACUGACCUUGAAACAUUGACUGAACAUGUAAAAUAUACUGGGUGUCGAGAAAUGUGGGUUUUCGCCAGUCUUGCUUUUACUCUGCAUGACGCUUUGUUUUGAGAAUAAUGCAUCCUAACUGAAGGUAUGUUUGUACUCGUUCCCUGAGGGUGCUCCCCCUUUCUUCUCGACCUAUCUCUUUAAAACGUGUCACUUUGGUUCUGAAGCCUUCUUUUAUGUUUGUUACUUCUAUGUUUAAUUUCCCUUCCGUAAACCCUGCAAACCCUGGAUUUUCUACAUUCAUACCAUUUUGUAGACAGCAAUAUGAGAUGUGAUUGGAAAUGGAAUAUGUGCAAUGUUGAUUAAAGAAAAAGUAUAAUAUAUUCAAUAAAAAUACUGAAAAUAUGGCUUUUGUCUUUUUUUUUUUGAUGACGCGAGACUGAAUACACAAUGUUGUUAUGUACCUGAAGAUUCAAUCUUUGAUAUGUUUCAUUUAUUUAUUCCAGUGAGACCAGUGGAGAGAGUUUGGGAUUCCUCCCUCACCACAAACCUUGGGUUCGCAGAAGUAUGAAGCCGUCUGGUUACACUUUUUUAGUCAUCUGUCUCGCAAACUCAGCCCGCUAGGUCCAGACUGAGAUGCUAAUUUAUGAGCCUCCGGAGAGGCUGCAAUGCCACUCCAUUUCACAAAGUAUGUGACCAAGCCCUGGGAGCUGUCCAGUGGAACCGACUGCAGGAGCUUGAAGAGGCCGAUUAAUCUGAGUUCUGUGUUGAGCUCACAGCAGGUUUUAACACGGACACAGACAGAGCUGGUGAUUUAUCCGACCAACCACAGUCCACCCCAGAGCACACGCUAUGUUUACCGUCACAUUCCCGACACUUGCCAUGGUGGCAUAGCGCAGUCACCAGGUCAAGUCUGGCUGCCAAAACCAAAUGCUUCUUCAGAGUCAACACCAGAGCUUGAGGCUGGGACUGGAUGGAUACUUUGUGAAAAAUAACGCUGGAAUUGGGAGGGUCACCGAGGGAUCACAAACGUAGCCAGUGAAAUACAUGAAUGACUGUGUCAGGCAUGUUAGAGAUAAGAGGAACAUUGCAACAAAAGGCCCAUGGUUACCAUAACUCAUGUAGGAUUAGAGGUUAAAGGGCAACUAAUGUGCUCAACUUUCCUGAUUCAUGUGUUUCAUAUUUUGAAAUAUUCCUCUCUCUGAUGCCAGGACGUGCCUAUCAUGAUGAUGUUUCCCUUGAAGUUAUUGCGUCAUUACGUUCUCCUCUGUCUGAAAUCGAAGUAAACGGAAAGUUAAGCGGGAUGAACAAAGUGGACCAACUCACCCUGAAUUUAGGAGGUGGAGUUGAUGCAGCUCAAUUUCUCCAGUACGACCUGUUUGCAACGUGCUUUCUCUCUACUAUUCUAUCUACUAUCAAUAAAGUUUAUACCCACCAUCAGUUUUCAAGUACAAAUUUCAGCCUGAGCUCUUUGUUUUCUGACGCUGUCUAUGUAGUGUUUAUGACAAGGGUCGUAAAGAAUGGACAGGCGCUCGACCUCCGUCAUGAAAGCCUCAUCAUCCAUGUAGUCAGAAGCGUUCCAAGAAGUCACUUCAUUCAGCUAUGAUGUACUGUUCACACUGUUCUUUCACAUUAAAGUGCUCCCAAUGUUUUAUUGUGAAAAUUUCCUGGAUCCAUGUCACUUUUCAUUGCAAUCCUCUACUCCAACUUGAAGCGUCAGGAAUAGAAAUAUGGCAUUUUUCAAACGAAGCCUGUGCUGUAAAUUGACAUCCUGAAAAUAGUUAAUUCUUUUACAAACCCCCCCUGUGUGUUCAAAUUUCGCUCCCAUAGUCAGACUAAGGUUUAGAGGGUUACCAUUCUGUUUCUCAUCUGCUAUGAAAAGGUGGUCGGUGAGUAAAACUGAAGAAGCAAAGCUGAAGAAAUGGAAAGAUGACUGCACCAACAAGCUGGGAAUUUUUAGUGUGCACAUGUAUUGCCACUCUUUCCUGACAAGCAUCGCUCCUGUCAACACAGUUGUGCGAUUUACCGCUGUUUGUGCUUCAGUGUCCUGCCCCUCAGGUUGUGACAUCUACUCUUACUCAUCUCUUCCCAUUUUUCUGGCGCUUCCAAGUGACUACUUUCUGUCUGUCUGGCAUGUUGUUUAAAAGCAUGACCGUCUCAGGCAGUGAGUCACAGGAUACACUUUCGGCCUCACACACUAGCCAGACCUCAAGAAAAAAAUGUAAUAAAUAUUAAUGAAUGAGUAAAUGAAGCACUACAUUGUGUUU